AUGUCUUUAUCUGUGGGGUUCAUAUCAUUUGAUGAAGUUGCUAUAGACUUUACCUGGGAGGAGUGGCAGAAGCUGGAAGAUGCUCAGAAGAUUCUAUACAAGGACGUGAUGCUGGAGACCUACAGCAACCUGGUGUAUUUGGGACAAAGCAUUGCCAAACCUGCAGUGAUUUUCAAGUUGGAGCAAGGAGCCCUUUCUGACUGUCUGAAUAUUUAUACAGGAGAGAAGCCCUGUGAGUGUAAAGAAUGUAAGAAAACAUUUUCCCAGAGUUCAGACCUCACUGUACACCAGAGGAGUCACAUAGGAGAGAAAUCCUAUGAAAAUAAAAUAUGUGAUAAAAUGUUCUACAAGAAGUCACACUUCACUGUGCAUGAGACAACUCACACUGGAGGGAAAUCCUAUGAAUGUGGGGAAUGUGGAAAAUCUUUCAGUUUCAAGUCAGUCUUUAGUAGACAUUGGAAAAUUCAUAGAAGAAAGAAGACCUAUGAAUGUGAACAAUGUAGGAAAAUGUUCUCCCGAAAGUCAGUUCUCACUAGGCAUUGGAGAAUGCACACAGGAGAAAAACCCUAUGAAUGUGAACAAUGUGGGAAAGUGUUCUCCCAGAAGUCACAUCUCAUUGUGCAUCGAAGAACUCACACAGGAGAAAAACCCUAUAAAUGUGAACAAUGUGGGAAAACAUUCUCCAGUAAAGGGUACAUAACUGUACAUAAGAGAACUCACACAGGAAAGAAGCCCUAUGAAUGUGAACAAUGUAGGAAAAUGUUCUCCCAGAAGUCACAUCUCAUUGCACAUCAGAGAACUCACACAGGAGAAAAACCCUAUGAAUGUGAACAAUGUGGGAAAACAUUCUACAGCAAGCAGGACCUAACUGUACAUAAGAGAAUACACACAGGAGAGAAGCCCUAUGAAUGUGAGCAAUGUAGGAAAAUGUUCUCCCAGAAGUCACAUCUCAUUGUGCAUCAGAGAAUUCAUACAGGAGAAAAACCCUAUGAAUGCAAACAAUGUGGGAAAACAUUCUCCAGCAAGCGGGACCUAACUGUACAUAAGAGAACUCACACAGGAGAGAAGCCCUAUGAAUGUGAACAAUGUAGGAAAAGGUUCUUCUGCAAGUCAGUUCUCACUAAGCAUUGGAGAAUUCACACAGGAGAAAAACCCUAUGAAUGUGAACAAUGUGGGAAAACAUUCUACAGCAAGCAGGACCUAACUGUACGUAAGAAAACACACACAGGAGAAAAGCCCUAUAAAUGUGAACAAUGUAGGAAAAUGUUCUCCCGGAAGUCAGUUCUCACUAGGCAUUGGAGAAUGCAAGGAGAAAAACCCUAUGAAUGUGAACAAUGUGGGAAAUUACAUCUCACUGAGCAUCAGAGAAUUCACACAGGAGAAAAACCUUAUAAAUCUAAACAAUGUGGGAAAACAUUCCCCACCAAGGAUUACCUAGCUGUACAUAAGAGAACGCACACAGGAGAGAAACCCUAUGAAUGUGAACAAUGUAGGAAAAGGUUCUCCUGCAAGUCAGUUCUCACUAUGCAUUGGAGAACACACACAGGAGAAAAACCCUAUGAAUGUGAACAAUAUAGGAAAAUGUUCUCCCAGAAGUCACAUCUCACUAUGCAUCAGAGAGAGGAUACAGGAGAAAAACCCUAUGAAUGCAAACAAUGUGGGAAAACAUUCUCCAGCAAGCGGGACCUAACUGUACAUAAGAGAACUCACACAGGAGAGAAGCCCUAUGAAUGUGAACAUUGUGGAAAAAUAUUCUUCUGGAAAUCUGCACUCACUGUACAUCUGAGAACUCAACACAGGAGAGCAACCAUAUGAUUGUAAACAAUGUAAUACAUCUGUUUCCCAAAAUU
Messenger RNA from Tupaia belangeri chinensis (Chinese tree shrew), 1850 nucleotides. Its product is annotated as zinc finger protein 260-like. Gene Ontology annotation, cellular component: chromatin; transcription regulator complex; PcG protein complex. Gene Ontology annotation, molecular function: RNA polymerase II cis-regulatory region sequence-specific DNA binding; DNA-binding transcription factor activity, RNA polymerase II-specific. Lineage: Eukaryota; Metazoa; Chordata; Mammalia; Scandentia; Tupaiidae. Gene Ontology annotation, biological process: regulation of transcription by RNA polymerase II. The record is from RefSeq and is a predicted model, not a curated record.